Molecule: messenger RNA, 2457 nt
Organism: Neoarius graeffei (lesser salmon catfish)
Lineage: Eukaryota; Metazoa; Chordata; Actinopteri; Siluriformes; Ariidae
Gene: hadhab
Product: hydroxyacyl-CoA dehydrogenase trifunctional multienzyme complex subunit alpha b
Exons: 20
Coding region: 39-2333 (764 amino acids)
Biological process (GO): fatty acid beta-oxidation
Cellular component (GO): mitochondrion; mitochondrial fatty acid beta-oxidation multienzyme complex
Molecular function (GO): NAD+ binding; long-chain (3S)-3-hydroxyacyl-CoA dehydrogenase (NAD+) activity; enoyl-CoA hydratase activity
Source: RefSeq, a predicted model, not a curated record
UCUUCCUCUCUUCCGGUUGUCAGUGUUGACCUCUCAAGAUGGCGGCGUUACGAGCUCUAGGUGUCCUGUCCAAACUUACAGCAAGGGGACGAUAUGCACUGCUUUCAGACGCUUCUGGAAGAAGCUUCAGUGUUGCAUCUUUCUUAAUGGCUCGUACAUAUGUCAACUAUGAGGUCAAGGGAGAUGUGGCUGUUAUUCGCAUCAGUGACCCAAAUUCUAAGGUGAACACUCUGUCAGUUACCAUGCAAAAGGAGAUGAUAGAAGUUAUUGAUGAGGUUUGGGCAAAUGAUGCAGUUAGAAGUGCUGUCCUGAUCUCCUCUAAGCCUGGCUGCUUCAUUGCAGGAGCAGAUAUCAACAUGAUACAGGCCUGUAAGAGUGCAGAGGAAGUAAGCAAACUCUCUCAGGAGGGGCAGAAGAUGUUUGAGAAAAUUGAGAAUUCUCCAAAACCAAUUGUUGCUGCCAUCAAUGGAUCAUGUCUUGGUGGGGGACUAGAGUUUGCCAUCGCUUGCCAGUACAGAGUGGCCACAAAGAGUAAAAAGACAGUUCUGGGCACUCCUGAGGUCAUGCUGGGUCUUCUUCCUGGUGCUGGAGGAACACAGAGGCUUCCCAAGAUGGUUGGUCUACCCAGUGCCUUUGACAUGAUGCUAACAGGAAGGAAUAUUCGUGCAGAUAAGGCCAAGAAAAUGGGGCUGGUUCACCAACUGGUUGACCCACUAGGCCCUGGAUUGAAGAACCCAGAGGACAGAACCAUUGAAUAUUUGGAAGAAGUAGCGGUAGACUGUGCCCGUGGAAUUGCUGACAAGAGAAUCCCUCUCACUAAAGAAAAGGGUGUGAUGCAAAAAAUACAAGACUAUGUUAUGAGCAUUGGGUUUGUGCGUAAUCAAAUCUACAACACUGUGCAGAAUAAAGUCAUGAAACAGACAAAAGGGCUGUAUCCUGCUCCUGUGAAAAUAAUUGAGUGUGUGAAGACUGGUGUGGAGCAGGGCUUGGAUGCAGGAUACCUGGCAGAGUCUCAGAACUUUGGCAAAUUAGCAAUGACCCCAGAAUCCAGUGCACUUAUUGGACUUUAUCAUGGCCAAGUUGCUUGCAAGAAGAACAGAUUUGGAGCUCCUGAAAAGGAAGUUAAGACCCUGGCCAUCUUGGGAGCAGGGCUCAUGGGGGCAGGAAUUGCCCAGGUGUCUGUGGAUAAAGGCAUUAAUACCAUUCUUAAGGACACCACUCUGGAGGGACUUAACCGAGGUCAGCAGCAGGUUUACAAAGGAUUAAAUGACAAGACAAAGAAGAAGAACAUUACCUCAUUUGAAAGAGACAGCAUAUUAUCCAACCUGACAGGACAGCUAAACUACAGUGGCUUCGAAAAGGCUGACAUGGUCAUUGAAGCUGUAUUUGAGGAUAUCGCAAUUAAACACAAAGUCCUAAGCGAAGUCGAAGCUGUCAUUCCUCCCCACUGUAUAUUUGCCACCAACACAUCAGCUCUCCCAAUCAAAGACAUUGCAGCUGGCAGUAAGCGACCAGAGAAGGUAAUUGGAAUGCACUACUUUUCUCCAGUGGACAAGAUGCAACUUCUGGAGAUCAUAACUACUGAUAAAACCUCUAAGGACACCAUUGCCUCUGCUGUAGCAGUUGGCCUGAAGCAAGGCAAAGUCAUUAUUGUAGUUGGGGAUGGACCUGGAUUUUAUACCACUAGGUGCUUAGCUCCCGCAUUAGCCGAAGUAGUUAGAAUAUUGCAGGAAGGUGUGGAUCCCAAGAAGCUAGAUUCUUUGACUACAGGCUUUGGCUUCCCAAUGGGUUUUGCUAGUCUGAUUGAUGUAGUGGGUAUCGAUGUCGCCGCUCAUGUGGCUGAGGACCUUGGCAAAGCUUUCGGCUCAAGAUUUGGUGGAGGAAGUCCUGACGUGCUGAAAAAGAUGGUGGAAAAAGGCUUCAAAGGCCAGAAGUCUGGUAAGGGUUGCUAUGUUUACCAACCUGGACUUAAACGCAAGGAUGUUAACCCAGAACUAGGGGACAUUCUGGAGCAUUACAAGACGACUGCACACCCUUCAGUGUCAUCAGAUUCGGAUAUGCAGUACAGAGUGGCGUCUCGCUUUGUGAACGAGGCAGUGCUGUGCUUACAGGAGGGCAUUCUCGCCAGUCCAGUGGAGGGAGACAUUGGAGCAGUGUUUGGUCUUGGUUUUCCCCCAUGCCUUGGAGGUCCAUUCCGCUUUGUGGACAGCUUUGGUGCAGACAAACUGGUGGAGAAGAUGAGACGGUUCGAGGAGGUUUACGGAAAUCAUUUUACUCCAUGCGCGCUUUUGCUUGAACAUGCCAAGGAUCCAAGCAAAAAAUUUCACAAGUGACCUUGUCAGAAUGUGCCAACGAUGAAUUCUUUGCUGUAAACAGAACUUGCUGCAUUUGGAGCUCAUAUUGUAUUACUUAUGUAAAAGAUUUAUUUGUUAAUAAAGCAUAAAAUGAUGACCAUGA